UCUGUGAGCGCGCUCCCGUUUCCCUCCGUGUGCGCGACGCCGCAUCGGGAGCGCGCGUCCGCUGGCAGGAUAAACAGGUAACUGCGGGGCGGCGUGAACGCGCACGCGUCAUCCCCGCGUCAAAAGGCUUCUUGCGGCUCCGCGUCUCCACACCGACCGACCGAGAGGAACCCGGAGAGGAACCCGGAGCUAGAGACGCACCGACUACCGAGAGGACAUGAAGGCGCUGCUGGUGAUCCUGGUCGCGGUGGCGGCUGCGCUGGCCGCCGCGGCUCCGACCGACGGCGGUAUUUCGUUCGAGUACCACCGCUACGAGGAGAUGCGCAAAGCCCUGGUGUCGGUGUGGCUGCAGUGCCCGGCCAUCGCGCGCAUCUACACGGUGGGGCAGAGCUUCGAGGGCCGCGAGCUGCUGGUGCUGGAGAUGAGCGACAACCCGGGCGUCCACGACCCUGGUGAGCCGGAGUUCAAGUACAUCGGGAACAUGCACGGCAACGAGGCCGUCGGCAGGGAGCUGCUGAUCUACCUGGCUCAGUACCUGUGCAACGAGUACCAGGAGGGCAACGACACCAUCGUCAACCUCAUCCACUCCACCCGCAUCCACAUCAUGCCCUCCAUGAACCCCGACGGCUUCGAGAAGGCCGCCUCGCAGCCCGGCGAGAUGAAGGACUGGUUCGUGGGCCGCAGUAACGGCCAGGGUAUCGAUCUGAACCGGAACUUCCCCGACCUGGACCGCAUCGUCUACAUGAACGAGCGGGACGGCGGCGCCAACAACCACCUGCUGCAGAACAUGAAGAAAGCCGUGGACGAAAACGCCAAGCUCGCUCCUGAAACCAAGGCUGUGAUCCACUGGAUCAUGGACAUCCCGUUCGUGCUCUCGGCCAACCUCCACGGGGGCGACGUGGUGGCCAACUACCCCUACGACGAAACCCGGAGCGGUUCCACCCACGAGUACAGCGCCAGCCCCGACGACCUGGUGUUCAAGAGCCUGGCCAAGUCGUACUCCGCCUACAACCCCGUGAUGUCGGACCCGGAGCGGGCGCCGUGCCGCAAGAACGACGACGACGCCAGCUUCAAGGAGGGCAUCACCAACGGGGGCGCCUGGUACAGCGUGCCUGGAGGUAUGCAGGACUUCAACUACCUGAGCAGCAACUGCUUCGAGAUCACGCUGGAGCUGAGCUGCGAGAAGUUCCCCCUGGAGAGCACGCUCAGGACACACUGGGACCAGAACCGCGACUCCCUCGUCAACUACAUCGCUCAGGUCCAUCGUGGCGUUCAGGGUUUCGUACGUGACCUUCAGGGAAAUCCCGUCUCCAACGCUUCCAUUUCUGUGGAGGGCAUCGACCACGACCUCACCUCAGCUAAGGACGGCGACUACUGGCGCUUACUGGAUCCGGGGAACUACAAAGUUUCUGCUUCGGCUCCCGGAUACGUCACGGUGACCAAGAAGGUGGCGGUUCCACACAGCCCCUCCACCCGGCUGGACUUCGAGCUGGAGUCUCUGGAGGAGAGGAAGGAGGAGGAGAAGGAGGAGCUGAUGGACUGGUGGAAGAUGAUGUCGGAGACCCUCAACUUCUAGCUUAGCGUCAGCGCCAGUCGUGGGUGUAAAAUAUUUUAGCGUCGUCGUGGCUUUGGUUUUGUUUUAUUAUUUGAGGAGCACUACACGUGGGCCGCGCCCUAUUAUUCAGUCUCGACCUGACCCAACUCUAUUGAACCCGGUCGCUCGGGAACAGCACUAAAGGUGCGCUCAUGCGCCCCCUGUAUUCGAUUCUAACCCCCGAAACCCGGGCACUGGUGUAAUAAAUCAUAAAAAACUUAGAAAGAAAGAACUGAAUCAAACAGUAAGCCUAUUUCUCAAGUCCUGAUGUCGUGCUCUUCAACACCAUACGCUUCACUGUUCGGCUAGUAGAUGUAUUUUGUGUUAUGAUUUAGAUUUUUAGCUAAUUAUGAUCUCUAUUUUUAUUUGUUUUGGGGUCGCAUUUUUCUCGUUAGAUGCGUCACCAGGUACGCCAACCAAUCAGGAAGCACUGUGUCGUGAAGGAAUGUACGUGUCGAAUAUUUACGCUUUUCUCUCUUUCUAGCUUGAGAUUAAAACUCUGUCUUGUGAUUUCCUUUUAUUUUAAGUAUAUUUAAUCACGGAAUUAAACAAUAAUAAUAAUAUAACAUAUAUAAAAUGAUGUAUAAAGUAUUAAAGCGUUCAAAGCUAAAAUUAAACAGGGAGGGUGCAACACCGCGGACAACCAGCAGAGGCCGCCAGAGGACCGCGCUAAAAGUCCAAUAUUGUUAAGCACAAAUAAAUAAUCACAUAAACGUCACACACACACACGGCUGUACAUACACGCCCGCCCUUCCCCAGUGUGUUUAAUUCGAACCGGACGUAUACAUAACAUGGAUAACUCGAGGACGCCCGUGAUAAUCCCAAACCUCCCAAAGUUUCUCCUUUCCAUCUGAUGUGUCGCGUCUUAUAUAUGAAUGUACCGUCGAUCUGAAUCUGAAUGAACGCUGAUUAAAGUUACAUGAUUUUCUUGUCA
Molecule: messenger RNA, 2528 nt
Organism: Trichomycterus rosablanca
Lineage: Eukaryota; Metazoa; Chordata; Actinopteri; Siluriformes; Trichomycteridae
Gene: cpe
Product: carboxypeptidase E
Exons: 9
Coding region: 218-1576 (452 amino acids)
Biological process (GO): protein processing; peptide metabolic process
Molecular function (GO): zinc ion binding; metallocarboxypeptidase activity
Source: RefSeq, a predicted model, not a curated record